AUGGAAGAAGUGACACGAGGUUCGGGUCCGGACACGGUUGACAUGUUCGACCAUCUUAAAGACAAGGGGUUUAAUGUGUAUUAUAGUGCAAUUUAUACGUAUUCCAUACGCGCUAAUACAACAUUGCCAGCACAUUUCCUAAUUUAUCACAAAGAUGCCGAGUUUUUAUUUCAUGUGGUCGUGUUUUAUAAAAGACAUAAAAACUUUAUGUGGUGUGAUAAACUGCAAAAAGAAAUGUUAAUAGAAAAAAUAAAACAAGACAAUUUAAAGGUUUUUAACAAAAGUUUAUCUGAAGUGCUGGAUAAGCUACACUUUGGGAAAUACGCAUUUAGCUUUAAAAGUAUUAACACAACUAUGGGAACUUCACACAACAUCAACUUUUUAAUUCCUGAAAACGGUGAACAAUUCCUGAAAGACUAUCGUGAACCUGAAUUCAUAGAAUGUAACUAUACCAGAGCAAAUUUUUAUUAUAAAAAUUAUGAAAUUUCCAAAAAGCUCACAACUUGGAUGUCAAAGGCUGUUAAAAUGAUAGAAAAAAUCGGAGAAGCUUUGGACAAGCAUGGUGUUCCUUUUACCAUAGCCGAGGGCACAUUAUUAGGUUGGUACAGACAGUGUGGAAUUAUAACACAUACAACAGAUUUGGAUGUUUUGAUAUUAAGAAAAGACUAUACCGAAAACAUCCUUAAAAGUUUAAAGAAGAUAGGAUUUUCUCAUACACAAACUUUUGGAAAACUGAACGAUAGCUACGAAUAUUCAUUCAGAUGGUCGGGCGUGAAAUUGGAUGUAUUUUUUGCAUAUAAAGAAAAUGAUACAUGGUGGUUAGGAGGAACGAAUGGAAAGAAGAAGUUGAGGUUUACUAUACCAAAGUUUAAAAAUUGCUGGUCAGAAUUAAUGGGUGUUCGGGUUCGAGUCCCGUGUAAUGCUGGCGAAUAUAUCAAAAAAUCAUAUGGAGAAAAUUGGUAUAAACCGAUCAAGAAGUGGAAUUGGGCAAGUGAUGCUACGAACAGUAAAGUUGUUGGGAGGUGGAAGCGAUCGAUUUCCUGGAUCAAGAGACAUUGCAUCUUCUGUUGA
Lottia gigantea (owl limpet) is the source of this 1071-nucleotide messenger RNA. RefSeq lists its product as hypothetical. The record is from RefSeq and is a predicted model, not a curated record. Lineage: Eukaryota; Metazoa; Mollusca; Gastropoda; Lottiidae. The transcript is spliced from 6 exons. Bases 1 to 1071 code for a protein of 356 amino acids.